UGGUGCGAACGGCUUCUGAUUGGUGGAGGGAGGGUUUGUGUCGUGUACCCUCAAAUAUCCAAUCACAACAUCUUUAGUGAAGUUUAAUUAUUCAAAUCGCGGGACAGCCAAUGAGAACGUUCCCUGCUCCAUCCCUCAUUAGCAUGGGACGACGGCGCUGCCUAUUUAAUGCGCGCUCCGAGUAACUGGUUCUUUCCAUGUUUGAAAUAUUGUGAGGAAAUGUUCGAGCAGCAGAAAACAGCUCCCAAGAAGGGCGCCAAGAAAACGUUGCUGAAACCUGCGGGAAAAAAACGGAAGAGGUCCAAGAAGCAGAGUUACUCCAUCUACAUCUACAAAGUGAUGAAGCAGGUUCAUCCUGACACCGGCAUCUCUUCCAAGGCAAUGAGCAUUAUGAGCUCAUUCAUCAAUGAUAUUUUUGAACGCAUCGCGGGCGAGGCGUCCCGCCUGUCCCAUUACAGCAAACGAUCCACCAUCAGCUCCCGGGAGAUCCAGACCGCCGUCCGCCUGCUUCUGCCCGGGGAGCUGGCCAAACACGCUGUGUCAGAAGGGACAAAGGCGGUGACCAAAUACACCAGUUCUAAAUAAAGACCCAGAGAGCGCAGACAAAACACCGAAAACCCAACGGUUCUUUUCAGAACCACCUACAUCUUCGGUAAAGCUUACUAAUAUGACAAAUAAUUUUAACACCGAUUUUGCUCUCACGAUCUCUGCUUCAGAAUUGAAAAUUUGAAUUUUUUCAAAAUCUUUAGAUUCUGGAGUAGUUCCUGAGGAUUGGAGGGUAGCUAAUGUAACCUCACUUUUAAAAAAGGGAGGGAGAGAGAAAACGGGGAUUACAGACCAGUUCGUUUAACAUCGGUAGUGGGGGAACUGCUAGAGUCAGUUAUUAAAGAUGGGAUAGCAGCACAUUUGGAAAGUGGUGAAUUCAUUGGACAAAGUCAGCAUGGAUUUAUGAAAGGUAAAUCAUGUCUGACGAAUCUUAUAGAAUUUUUCGAGGAUGUAACUAGUAUAGUGGAUAAGGGAGAA
Leucoraja erinaceus (little skate) is the source of this 1023-nucleotide messenger RNA. RefSeq names its product late histone H2B.L4-like. The transcript has a single exon. Gene Ontology annotation, molecular function: DNA binding; protein heterodimerization activity; structural constituent of chromatin. Lineage: Eukaryota; Metazoa; Chordata; Chondrichthyes; Rajiformes; Rajidae. The coding region runs from base 169 to 585 and encodes 138 amino acids. Gene Ontology annotation, cellular component: nucleosome. The record is from RefSeq and is a predicted model, not a curated record.